Messenger RNA from Ordospora pajunii, 618 nucleotides. RefSeq lists its product as uncharacterized. The record is from RefSeq and is a predicted model, not a curated record. NCBI's taxonomy places the organism in Eukaryota, Fungi, Microsporidia, Ordosporidae. The transcript has a single exon. The coding region runs from base 1 to 618 and encodes 205 amino acids.
AUGGCAGUGAUGAUUGUAAACGACAUCGAAGAACACAACAAAACAGAAAAGACAGAAGAGGAAGAAGAGGCAGAAAGCAUGGACAAGCUGAAAGCAAUUGUAUGGCCAAUGGUGAUCAUUGGGAUGUUUUUGAUGACUGUCACAAUAGAUGGUUCUGCUCUGCACAGUCCUAUGUGGAUGAUACCUACAAUAAUGGUAUUUGGGUUGACACUGGGGUUUGAUUCAAGUGUGCUAUAUGCAGAUCGCAAGAAAGGAUGGAAGCAGUGGAUAGCGAUAUCGUUGACCUGCAUGGCGCUUGUAGCAUGCCUAUUGGUUUUCGUGAUGACUGCUAGCAGAGGGUUUUAUAACCGUGGAUAUACAGCAAAUUUGAUCCGGUGUCUGGCGCUUGGAAGCCUGCUGAGAUGGAUGCACACGAUUGAUAUGGUGUAUGGAGUGUGGAGACGAAUACUGGAUUAUAUUGAGAGUCUGAGCGAGGGGCGCGAGAAGAUGCAUAAGUUUGUGAAGCAUGUGUGGUGGAUGGAGCAUGUGAUGGUUGGGAUGGUUGUGCUUGGAUGCAUAGCAGCAAAUUGCUUGGCUGUUUAUGUGAUAAAAAGAAAUAGAUUGGUUGAUUUUGUCUGA